CGGAUCAGGAUGGUUCUUCGGGCGGACGUGAUCCGAGUGGGCGUAACGAGGAGGAUAUGGACAUGGAUGAGGAUCCGAAGACAGGGAAAGAGCCGAAGACAGGGGACGAGCCGAGGAUGGACGAGGAUCCGAAGAAUUCUGAAGAACCCGCCGACGUCACCGAGAGUAACGUGGAGAUGGAUCACGCUCCUACCAUUGUUGGAGCUACCCAGGAGGUCCCAAGUGGCCACCCUAGUCCGGUCGACGUAAUUGAGGAUCUUACUCUAGGUAAGUGCGCCAGUGACGGGGAGGCAAGUAAGGGGCAGAUGGUUAACGUACCGACACCGCAACCCGCAGGGCCACCGAGAAAGCAAACUAAUAGGACAGAAAGUCGACCCCUACCCUUAUCACAUGGAGGAACUCCACACUUGACCGUUGUUAAGGUUGAACCUGAGUUUAUUGAAGGCCCACUUGGCCAGGGUCUUCGGAAGAGGAAAUAUCCGUGGAAGUUGCGGGCCAUAUACACGCCCACCGGCCAACUGGUAUCAAAGUUCAAGCGUACAACCCUACAUGCCCCAUCCCACCGCUCCUGGACGAGGGGUUCCAGAAAUAGAUGGACGACCCAUCAACCGACGGCAAUUCCCGUUCAACGUCCGUCGGGAUCAAAUACAAGAGUUGUAUAUCGACUCGCUCAUGAUGUUAACGGCGUGGAGGGUUGA
Momordica charantia (bitter melon) is the source of this 698-nucleotide messenger RNA. Lineage: Eukaryota; Viridiplantae; Streptophyta; Magnoliopsida; Cucurbitales; Cucurbitaceae. The record is from RefSeq and is a predicted model, not a curated record.